Messenger RNA from Synchytrium microbalum, 501 nucleotides. RefSeq lists its product as uncharacterized. The coding region runs from base 1 to 501 and encodes 166 amino acids. The record is from RefSeq and is a predicted model, not a curated record. Gene Ontology annotation, cellular component: NuA4 histone acetyltransferase complex. Lineage: Eukaryota; Fungi; Chytridiomycota; Chytridiomycetes; Synchytriales; Synchytriaceae. The transcript has 4 exons.
AUGGCCACAGAAACGAAAACAGAGCAGCCAUCGUCCUCAUCAGCAGCAGCACCUGAACCAAAGGGCGGAGAAGGAGACACCGUUGCUACCACCACAACCACAAAUGCCGAAGGAGCUUCCUCUUCUACCGCUCCACCUGCUGUCGAUCAAGCAACAAUGGAUCAAUUGACUGAAGCUGAAAAGACACUGCAAGAUCUGGUUACAAAGAAGAAGAUCAUUGACAAACAAUUGGCGACAGUGGAAGCAAGCAUAUACGCUCUAGAAGAAUCAUACUUGACAGACACACAGCAAUACGGAAACGUCGUGAGAGGCUUCGACGGUUAUCUACAAGGGAGAACAGACAAGAAAAAAUACAAGAUUAAUGAAGCCGACAGACUCUUUUCGCAAUCAUCAGUCACCUAUCACAGAGCAUUGGAGAUCAAAGCUCGUGAAGAGGAAUACUCGCGUGAAGAAGAAGAGAUGUAUACUCAUCGCAAGAAGAAGCAGAGGAGAGAUGAUUAA